Molecule: messenger RNA, 2736 nt
Organism: Haplochromis burtoni (Burton's mouthbrooder)
Lineage: Eukaryota; Metazoa; Chordata; Actinopteri; Cichliformes; Cichlidae
Product: dnaJ homolog subfamily C member 7
Exons: 14
Coding region: 53-1546 (497 amino acids)
Molecular function (GO): protein binding
Source: RefSeq, a predicted model, not a curated record
AAUAGCCAUUUCCGGAAAUUACGUCAAUUCACAGCAGUAUUUUCCAGAAAAAAUGGCAGCUGUUGACAUCGACGUGCCGGUAGAAACAGAGCCACAAAUCUGCAACCAGGAGGACCUUGAACGUCUGGCUGAAAGUUUCAAAGAGCAAGGCAAUGCAUACUACAGCAAGAAGGAUUACUCUCAGGCUUUCAACUAUUACACCAAGGCCAUUGAUGCAUGCCCCAAAAAUGCCAGUUAUUAUGGGAACAGGGCAGCCACCCUCAUGAUGCUCUGCCGCUUUCGGGAGGCUCUAGAAGAUUCCCAGCAGGCUGUGCGUCUGGAUGACUGUUUCAUGAAGGGGCAUCUACGUGAGGGCAAGUGCCACCUGUCUUUGGGAAAUGCCAUGGCAGCCAAUCGCUGCUUUCAGAAGGUUUUGGAACUGGAGCCGAGCAAUAGAGAGGCCCAGCAGGAGAAAAAUAAUGCAGCAACACUGUUGGAAUAUCAGCGGAUGGCAGAUUUUGGCUUUGAAAAGCGGGAUUUCAGAAAGGUGGUGUACUGCAUGGACCGGGCCUUAGCUUUGGCUUCUGCCUGCCACCGCUUCAAAAUCCUCAAAGCAGAAUGUCUCGCUCUGCUUGGACGCUAUCCAGAAGCUCAGUCUGUAGCAAGUGACAUCCUGCGAAUGGAUUCUACAAAUGCAGACGCGCUGUACGUUCGAGGCCUGUGUCUUUAUUAUGAGGACUGCAUCGAUAAAGCGGUGCAGUUCUUUGUCCAGGCUCUGAAAAUGGCACCUGACCAUGAAAAAGCCCGACUGGCCUGCAGGAAUGCCAAAGCAUUAAAAGCUAAGAAGGAGGAAGGAAACCAGGCGUUUAAGAACAACAACUAUGAAGCUGCCUAUCAGCUUUACACCGAGGCACUUGCAAUAGACCCCAACAACAUUAAGACCAACGCUAAACUCUACUGCAACAGAGCCACAGCAGGAGCAAAGCUGAAGAAAGUUGAUCAAGCCAUUGAAGACUGUACCAGUGCAAUCAAACUAGAUGACACUUACAUCAAGGCAUACUUAAGAAGAGCUCAGUGCUACAUGGACACAGAGCAAUAUGAAGAGGCCGUACGGGACUAUGAAAAAGUUUAUCAGACAGAGAAAACCUCAGAUCACAAGCAAAUGCUGAAGAAGGCACAGAUGGAGCUGAAGAAGAGCAAAAGGAAAGAUUAUUACAAGGUGCUCGGGGUCGGGAAGAAUGCCACUGAGGACGAGAUCAAGAAAGCGUAUCGCAAACGAGCCCUCAUGCAUCACCCAGACCGUCACAGUUCAGCAACACCAGAGGUGCAAAAGGAGGAGGAAAAGAAAUUCAAAGAAGUGGGUGAAGCCUUCACUGUCCUCUCCGACCCGAAGAAGAAGGUCCGCUAUGACAACGGGCACGACCUGGAGGAUGACGGCUGUUUUGAUGGCGGAGAUUUUGAUGCAAACAACAUCUUCAGGGCUUUCUUUGGUGGCCACAGUGGAGGAUUCACUUUCGAUUCCAGCCCAGACUCUGGACCUGGAAAUUUCUUUUUCCAGUUUGGCUAAAGCAGUGGAGCAUACACUGGACAAAGUCAAGUCGGACCCACAGUCACCUCAUGAUGCUCAUAUUUAUGAGUGUCCUGUUAAAAUCUCACUUAAAAAAAAUCUUCUUUUGAAAUACCGCAUACAUUCCUAAAUUAACUCCCUUGCAUUGAUGCUCAGCCUUUGAGAAGGAUUCAAACAUUGAUGAAGUCUUUAAAAAGUCUUUUAGAUGCAGUUUGCAUCAGCUGGGCAGAGCUUGUCUCUAUUGCCAAAAUUGACAUUUAUGUUCUAUGAAAUUUCAUGUUGUUAAACUGCCUCAGUCUCUAUGAAGGGGAUGAACAGUGAGGACAUACUGGCCAUCAUGUCUUGAUUAUUUUGAGAAGCUGUAACGAUGCAUACGUGUUUAAAGUUCUCCUUGGACUGCACAUCUCUAGUGGAAGAGCUGAUGUUCUGUGGAAGUUCAGUGACAAAUCUGACCUCAGGACAGCCUGUUAAUGACAACGCCGUUCUCUUAUGAGUGUGCGUCCAGAUUUUACUGGCUCUCUUGCCAAAUACAGAAUCCAGUUGCAGGGUUUUUAUUUCCUCUCCAUUCUUCAUUGUAUAUUUGACUCGAAUGUAAAACAUUAUGUGUCCACACAUUGUCCUUCAGUCUUCCCUGAGUCUAUUUAUAUUUAUUGUACUGUAUAUCCUAAAGUGUAUGCAGCAAAAUCCCAGUGAUGUUCGUCUUCCUUUGUUUGUAAAUGUUUUUGACCCCAUCCUUUUCACUCAUUUUUCACCUGUCUGAAACGGACCCACAUAGGAAUACAUCCACACUUUGUUUUUGUUUUGUUCUUUUCAAAGCAACUUCACAAACGUCAUCCACAUGUUGCACUGCCCCAUUCAAAUUCAAGUGGUGCCUUACUAGAAUCAGUGAAGCGUCCUAAAUAAAUCCACAUACUAGUUAAAAAAAAAAGGCAGAUGUUACACUUGUAUAGCAAUUUUUUGGUUUUAUGAUAAUCUGGAGGAAAAUCUUUUCAUCUUGGACCCGUGUCAUCAGUCACACUUUGCUGUCAUUCAUCCAUUCAUCAGUACAACCCUUCCCCUACUUGUUCCACCUGUUUAAAGGGGCACUGAUAGCUUCCACUGUUAACUGUUCUGUCACUGAUGUGUACAUUACGUUUAAAAACUUGCUACGGUAUUAACAAGACCUUUUUUUUUUUUUUUUUUUCUUCCUU